Euleptes europaea (tarantolino) is the source of this 1297-nucleotide messenger RNA. RefSeq names its product estrogen related receptor alpha (gene ESRRA). The coding region runs from base 1 to 1263 and encodes 420 amino acids. Gene Ontology annotation, biological process: regulation of DNA-templated transcription. Lineage: Eukaryota; Metazoa; Chordata; Lepidosauria; Squamata; Sphaerodactylidae. Gene Ontology annotation, molecular function: nuclear steroid receptor activity; DNA-binding transcription factor activity; zinc ion binding. The record is from RefSeq and is a predicted model, not a curated record. The transcript has 6 exons. Gene Ontology annotation, cellular component: nucleus.
AUGUCAUCUCGGGAGCGCCGAACAGAAUUUUUCAUCAAAACAGAGCCGGCCUCCCCAGACAGCCUUGCUCAACACAGUCCAAGCGGUUCGUCUGAUACCAGCGCCAGCGGACCUCCCCAGGAACUCGAGAGUGCGGGACCGCUGCCUGUCGGGACAGGGGCACCCCGUCGCCGCCAUGACGAUGAUGCGGACGACCCCCCAGGACGGGGCAAAUACAUGCUGAGUUCCAUGCCCAAGCGGCUCUGCUUGGUGUGCGGGGACGUCGCCUCGGGGUAUCACUAUGGCGUGGCGUCGUGUGAAGCAUGCAAGGCGUUCUUCAAGCGAACCAUACAAGGCAGCAUUGAGUACAGCUGUCCGGCCACCAACGAGUGCGAGAUAACAAAGCGGCGUCGGAAGGCUUGCCAGGCGUGCCGUUUCACCAAGUGCCUGCGUGUGGGCAUGCUCAAAGAAGGGGUACGUCUGGACCGGGUGCGGGGAGGGCGGCAGAAGUACAAGCGCCGGCCUGAGGUGGAGGGUGCCACCUACCCCAGCGCCUUCGUCUCCCCGCAGAUUGCCAUGGCAACCGCAAAGAAACCAGCUCCAAUGAACACAAUGGUGUCGCACUUGCUGGUGGCGGAACCCGAAAAGCUGUAUGCCAUGCCUGACCCUGCGCUUCCUGAUGGACCCGCCAAGGCGGCGAGCACGUUGUGCGACCUGGCUGACCGGGAGAUCGUGGUCAUCAUAGGCUGGGCCAAAAACAUACCCGGUUUCCCAGCGCUGUCCUUGGCAGACCAGAUGUCCGUGCUGCAAAGCGUAUGGCUGGAGGUCUUGCUGCUGGGGGUGGCCUGGCGCUCCUUGCCCUGCGAGGAUGAGAUCGUCUUUGCGGAGGACUUUGCAUUAGACGAGGAUGCGGCUCGGGCGGCGGGGCUGCUGGAGCUCAGCGGCGUGGUCCUACAGCUGGUGCGCAAAUACCGUGCCCUGCGCCUGGAGCGGGAAGAGUAUGUGCUUCUCAAGGCAUUGGCGCUCGCCAACUCGGACUCCGUGCAUAUCGAAGACAUGGCUGCCGUCCAACGGCUCCGGGACGUGCUCCACGAGGCCCUGCUGGAAUACGAAGCGUCGCGGCGCCCCGAGGAACCCCGCCGCGCCGGACGCCUCCUCCUUACCCUGCCCCUGCUGCGCCAGACGGCCACCCGCGUCCUCCACCAUUUCUACAGCCUCAAGUUGGAGGGCAAAGUCCCCAUGCAUAAGCUUUUCCUGGAGAUGCUGGAGGCCAUGAUGGACUGACGGAUAGGCCGUGGGGGGCAGGAUUGGGGACAGG